Molecule: messenger RNA, 1565 nt
Organism: Aphis gossypii (cotton aphid)
Lineage: Eukaryota; Metazoa; Arthropoda; Insecta; Hemiptera; Aphididae
Product: E3 ubiquitin-protein ligase TM129
Exons: 6
Coding region: 259-1374 (371 amino acids)
Biological process (GO): protein ubiquitination
Cellular component (GO): endoplasmic reticulum; membrane
Molecular function (GO): ubiquitin protein ligase activity
Source: RefSeq, a predicted model, not a curated record
UUUUUUUUGGUGGAUAUGGUGUCUGCCGCCUGGGGAUUUUACUAGUACUAAUACUGUUUAGUCUUAAUGUUUACAAUUUGUAUUCUAAACCUCUAAUGUGAAUCAUAACUUAUACUUAUAGCUUUAUUGUUAAAAAGGCCACAUCUGAAUUAAUGUUAUUCUAGUCUGUCUUCCGAUGAUCUAAUUACCAUGUAGUGUUAUACGUUAGCCAUUAGAUAAGUCUGUUAAUGUAAAUUGUUCCUGUUAUUUCUUGCCAAAAUGUUUGAUGACACGUCGUUGUUGGUUUAUACUCUAUUUUACAUGAUCGUGUCUGCUUGUUUUGUGCUCAGAACUACUGAGUUUGUGUCCAAUGGUAUUACCGUCGAGAACCUGUUGGAAAUUGUGAUUGACAAAGAAUACCACAAUGUCAUAUUGCAUCACAUCAAAAGAACAUCAUAUAGCAUCAUUGUACACUCAUGCUUACCAUUAGUUUAUUUACUAGGCACACUUUUAGUCAAUAACAAUGAAAAGGCGUUUGUGAGUGUAUACUUUUACGAGUUGAUUUUUUUGGCAUUGCUGCCUGUCAUUGGUAGCCUCUCGGUAGUAUCUAAAUGGAAAUCGAAUAAUUGGGCCAAUCAUCCUUUAUCAAUUAUUUUAAGUCGCUACAAUCCUGUUGACUGGACAAUUGUAGCAAAAACCAUUUCAACUGAAUAUCAAUGUCUUCAAAAAUUGACGCUAUCCUAUGGUACAAUAAAUAGAACAGUUGUUACUCAGAACUGGAUAAUAUCAAUAAAACUUUAUAUGGUUUAUGUUUCCAAAAAAUCAGAAAGUUCUUUCUUAGUAUUUAGUUCAGAUAUCCAUAAUUCUACACCUGAUGGCACUCCGGAUAGUAUACAGUUCAUCAACAUUCAAGUGAUACCAAUUCGAUCACGAAUUAAAUGGUUUUUUGUUAGAAUAAGGUCUGAAGACUUUAAGACACUUGAAGAACAUAUUGGCCAUCCUAUACAGAUUGCAGAUAAUGUCAAGUUACAGCGCUCAAGAACUGAACGUUUCAUUGAAGUAUUCCGUGAUCAAGUUUCUCAAAAUCCAAUAUAUAAGGAUUAUAGUUCAGCAGAAUUGGCAGAAGAUGUAUGUGCUGGUUGCUUGGUGAAUCCUCCAGAUGUUAAACUCACCAAAUGUUGUGAAGAUAGCAAUGAUGUACCAAAUUGUACUUCGUGUCAAUGUAGACCUAUGUGGUGUGUUGAUUGCAUGGCUAAAUGGUAUGAAUCAAGGCAACCUCAAAACGACACAACCAUAUGGUUAUCAUCAAAAUGCACCUGUCCACUUUGUCGUCAAAUGUUUUGCAUCCUUGAUGUCUGUCCAUUAGAAAAUUCUGAUUUAGCUAACACUAAUUAAGUAUUGGUUGCUUUGACAACACUACUACUGUGAUAAUGUUUGUAGUUUAAAUAGUAACUUUCAAAUUUUAAUGUUUUGUAAUCUUAAGUAUUUAAUUUAUUAUGUUAAGAUUUAAUGAUUUAAAACUAUGUAAACAUUUUUUUUUUUUUUUUACUUGUUACAAACUACUAAAUAACAUUUUAUUAUUAUUA